AUGCGGGCCCUUAUUCGCCUCCCAAUCUCCCCUUUCCCCAUCCCGUACUCCCCUGUCCCCAUCCCGUUCUCCCCUUUCCCCAUCCCGUUCUCCCCUUUCCGCAUCCCGUUCUCCCCUUUUCGCAUCCCGUUCUCCCCUUUCCGCAUCCCGUUCUCCCCUUUCCGCAUCCUGUUCUCCCCUUUCCCCAUCCCGUUCUCCCCUUUCCGCAUCCCGUUCUCCCCUUUCCGCAUCCCGUUCUCCCCUUUCCGCAUCCCGUUCUCCCCUUUCCGCAUCCCGUUCUCCCCUUUCCGCAUCCCGUUCUCCCCUUUCCGCAUCCCGUUCUCCCCUUUCCGCAUCCCGUUCUCCCCUUUCCCCAUCCCGUUCUCCCCUUUCCGCAUCCCGUUCUCCCCUUUCCGCAUCCCGUUCUCCCCUUUCCCCAUCCUGUUCUCCCCUUUCCCCAUCCCGUUCUCCCCUUUCCGCAUCCCGUUCUCCCCUUUCCGCAUCCCGUUCUCCCCUUUCCCCAUCCCUUCCCUCGUUUCCCUCUGCCCAUCCAUGCACACCCCUCUCCCCAUCCCUGCAUCCCCCUCUCCCCAUCCCUGCAUCCCCCUCUCCCCAUCCCUGCAUCCCCCUCUCCCCAUCCCUGCAUCCCCCUCUCCCCAUCCCUGCAUCCCCCUCUCCCCAUCCCUGCAUCCCCCUCUCCCCAUCCCUGCAUCCCCCUCUCCCCGUCUCUGCAUCCCCUUCUCCCCGUCCCUGCAUCCCCUUCUCCCCGUCCCUGCAUCCCCUUCUCCCCAUCCCUGCAUCCCCCUCUCCCCAUCCCUGCAUCCCCCUCUCCCCGUCCCUGCAUCCACAUCUCCGCCUCUCAUUCUCCCAUUCUCUCCCUUUCCUCCCUUCACUCCCUCCCCUCCCUUUUUUCCCAUCCAUGGUCUCUUCCUGCAGUCCCUUCCGUCCCCUCCCUCCCUUUCCUCCCUUCCCUCCCUUCCCUCUCUUACCUCCCCGCGAUUUCCCUUCUCUCCCGUCCUGCCGUUGUCUCCCUUCCCUCCCUUCUCUCCCUUCUCUCCCUGCCCUCCCUUCUCUCCCUUCUCUCCCUUCCCUCCCUUCUCUCCCUUCCCUCCCGUCUCUCCCUUCCCUCCCUUUUCUCCCUUCCCUCCCUUCUUCGGUUUCCCUCCCUUCUCUCCCUUCCCGCCAUUUUCUCCCUUCCCUCCCUCCUCUCCUUUCUCUCCCUGCAUCUCCCUUCCCUCCCUGCCUCCCAAUCCCCCUUCUUGCCUCCCAAUCCCCCUUCUUGCCAGCCAAUCCCCCUUCUGGCCUCCCAAUCCCCCUUCUUGCCUCCCAAUCCCCCUUCUGGCCUCCCAAUCCCCCUUCUUGCCUCCCAAUCCCCCUUCUUGCCUCCCAAUCCCCCUUCUGGCCUCCCAAUCCCCCUUCUUGCCUCCCAAUCCCCCUUCUGGCCUCCCAAUCCCCCUUCUUGCCUCCCAAUCCCCCUUCUUGCCUCCCAAUCCCCCUUCUUGCCUCCCAAUCCCCCUUCUUGCCAGCCAAUCCCCCUUCUUGCCUCCCAAUCCCCCUUCUUGCCUCCCAAUCCCCCUUCUUGCCAGCCAAUCCCCCUUCUGGCCUCCCAAUCCCCCUUCUUGCCUCCCAAUCCCCCUUCUUGCCUCCCAAUCCCCCUUCUGGCCUCCCAAUCCCCCUUCUUGCCUCCCAAUCCCCCUUCUUGCCAGCCAAUCCCCCUUCUUGCCUCCCAAUCCCCCUUCUUGCCUCCCAAUCCCCCUUCUUGCCUCCCAAUCUCCCUUCUUGCCUCCCAAUCCCCCUUCUUGCCUCCCAAUCCCCCUUCUUGCCUCCCAAUCUCCCUUCUUGCCUCCCAAUCCCCCUUCUUGCCUCCCAAUCUCCCCUACCCGUCGUCUAUUCCCUCCUUCCAUCCCCAUCCUUCCCCUUCCACCCUCCCUCCGUCUAACACCUUCUCCUUCCAUCUUCCUUCCUACCCGCAUCUCCCCUUUUCCCCCGUCCGUCCCAUGCUUCCCCCUUCCGCCCCAUCCCUGCCCCGUCCCCUUCGUUCCUGAUUCGUGUCGAGAGUCGUCACAUGAUACUCCAACCAUUCCCCAAUCACCCACUUUUCCCCCCGUUCUUCCCAUUCCUUCCCUGCCCCCUUCUUUCGCCUCGACAUCCCUCCUUACCUCCCUUCCCUCCCUUCCCUGCCUUCUCUCCCUUCCCUCCCUUCCCUGCCUUCUCUCCCUUCCCUCCCUUCCCUGCCUUCUCUCCCUUCCCUCCUUUCAUCCUUCCCUUACCGUCCAUCCCUCCCAUCCCUCCCUUAUCUUUCUUCCCUGCCUUCCGUCCCUUCCCUCCCUUCCCUCGAAUCCCUCCCAUCCCUCCCUUCGCUCCCUUAUCUCUCUUCCCUACCAUCCCUCCCUCCAUCCCUUCCCCUUUUUUUCCAUACCUUCCCUUUCAUGCCUCCCAUCACCUCUCCCUGCCGUCCCAUCUCCCCGUCAUGCCUCCCACCAUCUCCAUUCUCGUACAGCCCCAUCUAAUGUCAUCACUUCACCUCUUCUCCCAUCGUUGCCACCCCUCCGUCCCUUUUUCAAAUCUUCUCCCACCGUGUCACUCGCUACGUCCGCCCACACACUCUUCCUGCCAUUCUCACCCAUUCCCGUGCAUGUGCUGCCAUCACUUUUGCCCCAGAAAUGCCUCUAA
Messenger RNA from Closterium sp. Naga37s-1, 2652 nucleotides. The record is from the annotation of a GenBank genome assembly. Lineage: Eukaryota; Viridiplantae; Streptophyta; Zygnematophyceae; Desmidiales; Closteriaceae.